This is a messenger RNA of Epithele typhae, 486 nucleotides long. Its product is annotated as histone-fold-containing protein. The transcript has 3 exons. Bases 1 to 486 code for a protein of 161 amino acids. The record is from RefSeq and is a predicted model, not a curated record. Gene Ontology annotation, biological process: regulation of transcription by RNA polymerase II. Gene Ontology annotation, cellular component: CCAAT-binding factor complex. Lineage: Eukaryota; Fungi; Basidiomycota; Agaricomycetes; Polyporales; Epitheliaceae. Gene Ontology annotation, molecular function: RNA polymerase II cis-regulatory region sequence-specific DNA binding; DNA-binding transcription activator activity, RNA polymerase II-specific; protein heterodimerization activity.
AUGUCGACCGAAUUCUCCCAGCCUGCCGCGAUCGCUCCGCAAGUCAUCGCUCCCCAGACCAUCGCACCACAAGACGACGGCUCCGGCGUCGUUGCGCCCGCGCCCGUGCCCGAGACCGUCGAACCGGUGCCCAUCACCGAGCAAGAGGUGGGCGAGUACCGCGAGCAAGACCGCUUCCUCCCGAUCGCCAACGUGUCGCGGAUCAUGAAGGGCGCGGUGCCGGGGACGGCGAAGAUCUCGAAGGAGGCGAAGGAGUGCGUGCAGGAGUGCGUGUCCGAGUUCAUCUCCUUCAUCACCUCCGAGGCGGCGGAGAAGUGCCAGAUGGAGAAGCGCAAGACGAUCGGCGGCGAGGACAUCCUCUACGCGAUGGUCACCCUCGGGUUCGAGAACUACGCUGAGUCGCUCAAGAUUCAUCUCGCGAAGCUGAGGCAGCAUCAGGCAACUCCGGGAAGCGUGCGUAAUGUCGACGCUGGAGGGGACGAUUAG